CUCUUCGCUUCCCCACUGGUCCACUUUCCCCUUCUCUUUUAAGCCCUCCACGCAGCUCCGCCCCUUCCAGGGAGGCCGCCCCGCACAGGCCUCUAGGCUACUGCGGACCUCGUUCCGUGAAGCUAUCCCGUUCUUCUCCGCGUACCUGUUUCCGCUUUCCACAGCUGUCUGGUUCUUCCGCCACUGAGACACUUCGCGCAGAGGGCUUCAGUGACGUCAUCUUUCUGCGCCGUGCGGACACCCGCCGGUGGAAGGAGGAAAGGCUCCACCGCCCUUCGCUUUGUUGGGCUGCUACUCUCUCAAAGUCAUGGCGCCAUCGCUGUGGAAGGGGCUGGUGGGCAUCGGCCUCUUUGCACUAGCCCACGCCGCUUUUUCCGCUGCGCAGCAUCGUUCUUAUAUGCGAUUAACAGAAAAGGAAGAUGAAUCACUGCCAAUAGAUAUAGUUCUUCAGACACUUCUGGCCUUUGCAGUUACCUGUUAUGGUAUAGUUCAUAUUGCAGGGGAGUUUAAAGACAUGGAUGCCACUUCAGAACUAAAAAAUAAGACAUUUGAUACAUUAAGGAAUCACCCAUCCUUUUAUGUAUUUAACCAUCGCGGUCGUGUACUGUUCCGGCCUUCGGAUACAACCAGUUCUUCAAACCAAGAUGCGUUGUCCUCUAACACAUCAUUGAAGUUACGAAAACUCGAAUCACUGCGUCGUUAACAUUUUUACAAAUUAUAGCAAUAGGACAGGACACAGAGCUGAAAUAUUGAAUUUGGGGUAUAAAACACUCCCCUCCAUCAGUACUUUUUUAAAAAACCCAUAGCACUUAUUUGUACGCUGUUAAUCAAGUCAUUAAGCAGUAUAAGUUAUCUGUGAAAUGAGUCUUUGAUCUUUCUUGUAAAGAAUUUUUCUUUCAUUUGAAACAAAUUCAUGUCUUUUGUAAAAGUCACUGUUUUGAAAACAUUGAAAAAUGUUGGGGUUUUUUGUGAUUAUUUAUUUUCUUAGAUUUCCUUUCUUUUGCACUAC
Galeopterus variegatus (Sunda flying lemur) is the source of this 1009-nucleotide messenger RNA. It is a transcript of the gene MMGT1, whose product is annotated as membrane magnesium transporter 1. The transcript is spliced from 4 exons. Gene Ontology annotation, cellular component: plasma membrane; Golgi apparatus; EMC complex. The record is from RefSeq and is a predicted model, not a curated record. Lineage: Eukaryota; Metazoa; Chordata; Mammalia; Dermoptera; Cynocephalidae. The coding region runs from base 308 to 703 and encodes 131 amino acids.